Molecule: messenger RNA, 6979 nt
Organism: Sitophilus oryzae (rice weevil)
Lineage: Eukaryota; Metazoa; Arthropoda; Insecta; Coleoptera; Curculionidae
Product: piezo-type mechanosensitive ion channel component-like
Exons: 41
Coding region: 54-6848 (2264 amino acids)
Biological process (GO): cellular response to mechanical stimulus; detection of mechanical stimulus; regulation of membrane potential
Cellular component (GO): plasma membrane
Molecular function (GO): monoatomic cation channel activity; mechanosensitive monoatomic ion channel activity
Source: RefSeq, a predicted model, not a curated record
CAAAAAAUUAAAAUUUUUGAAAUGUCACUUUAAGUAAAUAUAAUUUCAUAAAAAUGACCAAUUACUGGCUAGCAGCUUUCACUUUUAGAAUAGUGUUUCCAAUUUUAGUAUUAUGUGUUGUCUACUUACGGCCUACGAUAACAACAUACAUUUAUCUGCUGAUGGCCUUCUACAUGCCCUUUUUCUCGGUGCCUACCGCCGUAUCCAUGACACGAGACACGGGAGUUUUCGUUAAAAGUUUCGUUGUUGUCAGUUUGCUGAUUUCUUUGUCCGUUUUUUGCUUCUAUUUUGUCGUGUUCUCCUCAAGCACGAUUGCCUACAACAUAGAGCCUUGCAGUUUUAUAGAAAGUGUGCUACGUGCAUAUGGCGUUGUUGACUUUCGUGACCUGCCAGGUCAUUCUAAUAUAGAUUGGUUGCUACCAGAACUUAUAAUGACAAUAAGUGGACCUGUCUUGUGGCUAAUAUUAUCAAAAAUGACUCAAGAAACUGUAGUGAGCAUAGCAACGGGAGAAGCUGACAUAGAAGAAUUGAAGGCAAUACAUAACAAACAUUUAUUAAAUAUUGCCACUCAACUAGGAGUUUUCGUCUGGAUCUUCCUGCUUUGCUUCUGUGCAGUUAUCCGGAUAUCGCCUUUCGGAGGAUUGUACUACCUGUUGUUUCUGGGUUUCCUAACGUACUGGGCAACGUUUAGAACUUUUGGUAGAGUGUGCGCCAAAAUAAUAGGAUGUAUUACACCGAUUAUUUUUAUACAUAUAACACUGAUAUAUGUGUUUCAAUUUAAGUAUUUCAACACUCAUCCUGGAAUUGGUCGUAUACUUAUCAGAAUAUUUAAACUAUAUCCAUAUAAAACGUCAGCUGGCUGCGGAGAAGGGAAUAAAGAUCCAAGAUUAUAUUUAUGGGUCAAACAGCGAGGCAUCACAAAUUUUCUACCUUGUGCUCUCUAUGCUCUUUAUUUGUUAUCAGUUCUACUGUCCCGUCAUAUACUGAAUGCCAAUGACGGUGUUCUAUCUUUUGUGGUGGCUAUUUUUCGAAGAGAACGAGGAGGACCUGCUGGAAAAUGGAUUUAUAUGAUAAGAAGAGUUAAAGAAAACAUUGAUUACCAACGAAGCAUUGCCGUCCUUCAAGCUGAACACACAACCUUUAGCAAUUUGAAAUAUAUAUAUGAAAGUGUUUUUUAUUUUGGAAUAGGCGCAUCUUAUCUAAUCGCCAAUUUUACUAUGUUGAUAUGGUCAAUAAUGUACGUAACUCAAAGAGACCUGAUUAUAUUUAUUUGGGCCAACAUAGUUUGGUUAAUUCCAAACGGUAAAGCCUUCAUGUUGAAAUCGAGCCCCUUUUUGAUCGGCUUUCUAUGGUUUCAUUUGAUCCUACUUUACACAUACUCCUCGAGGUUGACUCAAAAGUAUCUUGUAGACAGGAUAUGGUAUUUCAAAUUAUCAGUGGGUACCGAUACAACCGACAUAGGUUGGAUGCACCUCCUGCUUCAGUCUACUUUUGGAAUAAUCGUGUUUUGUGCCAUGAGACAGUAUUUCCACGAUAAACGGAAGAAAACAGAAAGUGAGCAAAUAGCGGACAUAAUGGGUGCGAAGGAUCACUUAUCCAAGGGGGAUUUUGGCAAGUUACUUAAGAAGUCCGUUGUAUUGUCAUCGACUGCAUCCAUUCUAUAUAAAUGGCUUGCUCUACUAUGGCUCUGGUUGGUUGUUAUACUGAUGAUUUGGCUGGAAUUCUGGGGUACAAGCAGCCUCUUUAAAAUCCUUUUUGUAGUACUGGCUAUAUUUUUGAUUAUGUCGUUUCAGUUGGUUCCCUUCGACUACUGGAAAAAAUGUCUGAGAGUUUACUGGUGGAUUCUUAUAGGUUAUGCAGGGGCAAACUUUAUAUUAUUUUAUUUGUACCAGAGUAACAUGACUCGGAGAUUUCUAUUGGCCUACAUCGCCUCAGAAAAGACGUUUUUUCAAUACGGAAUGAUUCAACGCAAGCUGAGUGAACGAUAUAAACCUCUUCUGUACCCGUUGUUUUUCCAACUGGCUGUAGUAAUCCAAAAGAAUUAUCUUCAGGAUGAUUUUGAUUUAUAUACUUCGCCAUACAAAGAAGAUGAGUUUGAAAGUGCAAAAGAUAGUAGUCGUUGGAUGAAAAUGCUGUAUUAUAGUAUCAUAGUGAAGAAUAUGGUUUUUCAAAUAUUGGAAGUGCAUUUUCAAAGAAUCCUUCUUUUGCUCGGAUGGUACGUCUGCGUUAUGGAUUUAUGCGGACUUAACCUAAUUUUCGCCAUUCUGCUCAGUGUGGCCUGCUGCACUAGAAGAAAAACCACGAUUACGAUAAUCUACGUCUAUUCCGUCUUCAACCAAAUACUUAUUAUACUAAGAUUGUGCUAUAUGCACCUUUACGGUAAACAUGCCCAAUGGAAUUAUUUAGGAGAGUUCGACAAAGGCAAUUAUCACUACAAUGUGACUCUAAACGGCGCCGAAUGGAUAGGUUUUGACGAAUCCAAAUACGGACACCGCUAUGCAGAAUUCUCUAAAGUUGCUUGGUCUUUUCUGUAUACCGGUGCCGUCACUUUGUUCCGCAUGGUGCAGAUAAGGCAGAUGAACUACCGACUGGCGAGGGGCAUGCCUGCCAAGAGACCAGACGUAAUAUUCCCCAACAUCGAUUACAAGAAUUGUCACGACAGCGCCGCAAAUAUGCUGAAAUUCCUUGUCAAUUUUGGCUUUUACAAGAUGGGACUUGAGAUUACUGCUGUAUUUGCCGCAAUAGUACUGUUUAUUAGGAUGGACGUUUAUUCAAUUUUAAGUUCCCUUACUUUAAUCGCAAUGCUUAUGCUUAAGAGAAAAUGGAUUAAAAAUAUUUGGUUCUUGGUAAUAUCCGUGUUGGCUUUUCAGGUACCUCUUCAUUACUUGAUGCAUAUAGGGUUCUAUCCUGCAUUCUAUGAUUAUACUAUGUCGAGUUACUGGACCGUGACCGACACUAGGAUGAGACUGCAACAAUUUUUUUAUCUAAUGAACAUGGUGCACCCACCUACCUACGAGAAGCUAUAUUACGACUUCGUAUUGUUGCUGUUAGUGGCCAGACAAUGGAGAACUUUCAAAGCGGAAAAAAGACAUGCCGACAACAGAGAGUUCCCUGGAGGAAGUAACGAAGAAGUUUAUCAUUUAAUAGACGAUCCAACUGUUGUCAAUCCUGUACCAGAUUAUAUCAAUAUAACGAGAAAUGCAGGGGAUGUCUACAAAUACGUUAUUUUUACGGGUUGGUUCUACCUGUCGCUGCUGUUUACGUUUUUGGCCGGCACAAUGCGGCCUACAAUCUACUCCUUUGGCUACAUCUUGUUCGCUUUUUUGCUGGCGUGGGAAGGACAGGACUUCUUCCUUAGAGAACCGAAAAGCAUUAUUUUUAGAUGGAAUAUGCUUAUAUUAUACAAUCUUCUGAUCAUGCUGUGUAGAUCAAUAAGUCAGUUAUUUGGUUGUGUUUUGAUCUAUGAAAUCAGUGAAGAGUAUUGCAGAAUAUUCAAGUUACUAGCUCUUGGAUGUGUGGACAAACUGGGAUCUUACGAUUUACCGUAUGUGGAAGAAACAACCACGUGUGUCACAUCUACUGCAGGUCUUGGGGCUGGCUGGGACACGGCCUGCUUUGCUUUUCUCAUUUUUCAGCAGAGAAUCUUCAAAUCUUACUAUUUCUUUCAUAUUGUCAACGAUGUCAAAGUGGAAACAAUUCUAGGCGAUCGAGGAGCCGAUCUUAUAGAAAACUAUAGAUCCAAGAAAGAAGCAUUUAUAAAGGAGGAACUUAAAAAUAUUGAGCAAAACAUGGAAGUAAAAUUGAAAAGAAUCCGUAAAAAUGAGGCUAAAAUAUCAAAUAUCAGAGGUGGCGAUUAUACGGACUUCGAUUACGUAGAACGACAAUUAAAUAUUCCCUUAUUACCAGAACCGGAUCGUCACGUAGAUGCCGAUUUUGAUCCGACGGAUCCCAUGGUUUGUUCUGAGUACCUAGGCUUAUUAAUUAAAACAAACAUUGUUACGGUACUUGAAGAACGGAAAGACAGACGGCACAUGAAAAUGGUCCUUAAAAACCAGGCGCAGAAGCAAAAGCAACUUGCAAUGGCUAGAAGAAAAACUGUUGAACGUAUAGCUAGUAAACUUGAUGAAGUACAGGGCGACCUCGAAGCUACUAUAACCAAACAUAUAAUGUAUUUUAUGCUGGCAUGGGGCUUAUUUGAAAGCCUGGUGGUUUCGUUUACGAGAAUUUUAAACAGUAGUACAAGAACUUUUAGACAAGUAAGCGCAGAAAUCAAUGAAGAGAAAAGUAUGAUAAGAGGGGAUCGACACAACCUCGUUGGCGAGAGAUUAGGCAAAAAUAAAGUUUGGUCUCCCACCAGGACUUAUGAGAACAUCAAACAGAACAACAAGAUAUUCAUUCAACCACAAAAGCAAGAAUUUCUAUUUUCCAUUUAUUCGAAACUGCUGAGGGCGAUUUUAUACGUGUUUCUGACAUAUUCAGAAUGGUUUUGCUAUGCUUGCAUUAUCGUAAGACACGUUUAUCGUUCAGAUUUUAUAUCUCUACCCUUACUGAUUAUGGUCUUUUGUUGGGGUUCGCUGAGCAUGCCGAGGCCAUCGAAAACCUUCUGGAUUGUUGGCAUCGCCUAUAUUUUGAUAACGCUCCUGAUUCAAAGUUUCUUCGUAAUGGACAUAGCCGACUGGAAUGUAGAUUCCUUUUCCGGUAAUAUUUUCUACCCGCCAUAUAUGAUAGGGCUACAGAGGAAUAUGAGCACCACGUUUGCCAUAGCAAUGCUGGUUUCCCUAUUCUUCCAUAGAGGAGUUCUACAGGUAUUGGGUCUGUGGAAGCCGCACCACUAUCGACCAACUACAUUGGUAACAGAUGGCAAUUAUUACUUGAAAGAUAAAACAUUAUUGAAUACGGAUACUGCAACAUCGCCACCUGAAAAAGUUUAUACAAUAGAUACCAGCGUUGUAAAACUUGGAGAUUACUUGCCGUCAUCUGUGUCGCAUGGGUUGCUAAAAUACGGCGAACAAAUGAAGAUGUUCAUACAGCAAAUGCUAUCACCUUCAUCUGCACAAGUUCCAGUAGAUGUCUACACUCCUAUGUUUUUGUGCGACCUGAUCAACACGAUUAUCAUGAUAUUCUACUUCAAUUCGUUUGGGUCUCUUCAUGAAAAGCACGGUAUCGUAGGUUUCAUGAUGACAAACAAAGUUCCGAUGGAAUUUAUAGUGACGUUUUUGAUACAGAUAAGUCUGAUGGUAAUAGACAGAUGGAUAUACAAAGGAAAACGACGAUUCAUCAAGAUCAUGUUUCACUUUUUCCAAGUUUUUAGUUAUCAUAUGUGGUAUUUUGUAAUUUACCCCAUGGUAACCAACAGAGUAUUCAGCGAGACGCCCCCUGUACAAAUUUUCUACGUUAUAAAAUGUAUAUACUUCCUGUUAUCCGCGUAUCAAAUAAGAAAUGGGUACCCCAUGUUGAUAUCCAUGCAUUUCUUGUGGCAUAGAUACGGUACAUUUAAUAGGUUUGCGUUUAAGUUUUACAAUCUAUGCCCUUACCUGUUUGAACUUCGAACUUUGCUGGACUGGACAAUUACGGAUACUUGCCUAGGAGUAUCUGAGUAUUUUAAAAUGGAGGACAUUACUGCAAAUAUGUUUGAUCAAAUGUGUGAAAGAGAAUUCGAAAAUCUGACCAGUAAAGAAUCAGGAAGGAAGAAGAAAAGGAAACUGAAGUAUACCAUAGGAGGAAUCCUCUUCAUUGUACUUACCUUAACAUUGAUCCUGCCAUUCUUAUUGUUUUCUAUAAGCGAUAAAGUAGGAGUAGCCACGAGUCCAAGUGUGGUGAGGCUUAAACUGUAUAUCGGAACUAUGCAGCCUAUAUAUGAAUGUCCCUCUGAUCAGCGCUCCUGGAAAGAAAUGACAGAUGAUCAUUACAUGAAUCUAACACGAACGUUCAACAUCGCAAAGUCUUCGCAAAGUAUUUUUGACCAUUUCAAGCCGGAAGAUGUCAUAGUUGUGAGAUGGCAAAGUUUUAGUUCGAAAAGAUGGGACAUAUCGCCUAGAGCAUACAAGAAUCUAGUCCAAGAGGUCGAAUCAUUUAAGCCGGUACAUAUUCGUCUGACGAUCGAAUACGUGCAUCGUGGUACCGGGGGUAAGAAACAGGAAAAAACUUUUGGUCAAUCGUCGUCUCCCAUAAAGGACAAAGAGCGGGCCAUUCUUUUGAAAAUGCUGACAGAUGAAUCGGCGUCCGAUCCGUUGCUGGUACCGAUGGUUUUCCCUAAAUUCUUGUCCAUCGAUAAAGAUGGAACGCCAGAACCCUUACCCCUUAUGGAAUUCAUGAAAUCCGAUAAAUAUCUGGGCAAAACGCACGGCGCAGAAGAUGAUAAAGUAGACGACGACGACGAUAUUCAAGCCACGUCAACUAGAUUCCGAAGCCUGCUUAUAGCUCUCGAAAGAGACCAAGGCAAACUAUGGUGGGAAAUACGAGAAUCUUGCGAAGAUACCGAUGAAAAUUACAAAUACUAUCUUAAAGGUCUCGUUCACAAUAGCUGCAAAUAUAUUGUAAUGUACCUUUUCAAUGAAAAAGUAUUUUCAUCAUCACUUUCACUACUCACGGAAAGCGGAAUCUUAGGAAUGUAUCUUAUCUACUUUAUGAUAAUCCUUGGACUGCUCCAGGACAUGACUAUAAAAAUUGAUGAAAUUUGGCUUGAAGACAUCGACAAUCCCGAGAAACUUCUAACAAAAUGCUUCGAGGUAUACUUGGCUAGAGAUAUGAAGAAUUUCGAACUAGAACAGGAAUUAGUGGACGAGUUGGUAUUCAUCAUGAGGUCUCCAGAUUUAUGCAUAAGAUUAUCUAGAGAUGAAGAAGACUAACAUUCUUUUAUUAUUCACGGUAGUUAAAAAAUUUUUGAAUAAUUUUAUAUUUUGUAGAUUUAAUUUCACGUGCGUUUUGUGAUAAUACUUAUCUCUUAAUAAAUCUAUUUAUAAAAUUAAACAAUAUGUUU